AUGGCACCUCCCCGGGCCAAUUCGAGAGGAGCGCAGAGGGGUGGAAUCUUGGGCGCAAACACAUAUGCCCCUGACUACAUCGGCUUCCUGCUCCUGUUGAUCGGCUAUCUUCUCAUCCAAUUCUUGAUGGAGCCCUUCCAUCGCAUGUUCUCCCUCAGUGACCUGCACAUAUCCUAUCCCCAUGCCAAAGUGGAGAGAGUACCCUUGUCGCUCAACUUCCUCUACGCCCUCUUCAUCCCCCUCGGCAUCAUCAUCUUAAGCAACAUCGUUAGCCACGCCGCGACACACAAACACCACGUCAGCAUCCUCGGCCUCGCAAUCUCCCUGAUCCUCGCCUCCUUCCUCACCGACGUAAUCAAGAACAUGGUCGGCCGCCCCCGGCCCGACCUCAUCGCAAGAUGCCUUCCGGCUGCCGGCACGCCACGCGACAUCCUCGUGACAAUCGACGUCUGCACGCAGACACGCCAUCAUACGUUGCACGACGGCUGGCGCUCUUUUCCCUCAGGCCACAGCUCCUUUUCAUUCGCCGGGCUGGGGUAUCUGAGCCUCUUCCUUGCGGGCCAGAUGCGAAUCUUUGCGCAUGCUACGCCGGGGAGCCUGGGGGAGCAUACGGAGAAGCUCGUGCGCGGGGAUCUGAUAAGGGCGCUGGUCUGUCUGGCGCCGCUGCUGGGCGCGACCUUGAUUGCCAUUAGUCGCUGCCAGGACUACAGGCAUGAUGUGUAUGAUGUGUGCGUAGGGGCCUUGCUGGGGUGGACAGUCACGUAUUGGAGCUAUCGGAGGUACUGGCCGCGAGUUAGUAGUGGGCGAUGUGAUGAGCCGUAUCCGGGCCCGCCUGGUGCCGAGGAGGCUGGAGGGAGGUAUGGGCGAGUAAGGGAUGAGGAAGAAGGGUUGGGAUCUGGGAGAAGUGUGGGUUUUCACCUGGAUGUGCUUGAUAGAUAA
Messenger RNA from Chaetomium strumarium, 939 nucleotides. Its product is annotated as phosphatidic acid phosphatase type 2/haloperoxidase. The transcript has 4 exons. Gene Ontology annotation, biological process: phospholipid metabolic process. Lineage: Eukaryota; Fungi; Ascomycota; Sordariomycetes; Sordariales; Chaetomiaceae. Gene Ontology annotation, molecular function: phosphatidate phosphatase activity. The record is from RefSeq and is a predicted model, not a curated record. Bases 1 to 939 code for a protein of 312 amino acids.